Erigeron canadensis is the source of this 786-nucleotide messenger RNA. RefSeq lists its product as uncharacterized. The record is from RefSeq and is a predicted model, not a curated record. The transcript has 3 exons. The coding region runs from base 1 to 786 and encodes 261 amino acids. Lineage: Eukaryota; Viridiplantae; Streptophyta; Magnoliopsida; Asterales; Asteraceae.
AUGUCAAGUUCCGACGAAGAUUCAACAUCAUAUAUUCGUAGGUACACAAUAAAUUUAGAAAUCUUGAACACAUUUGUUACUUUUUUGGAAGAUGAAGAAAGAGAAACCGAAAGUUCUGCACGGUUGUAUCACACAGAGUACCUGAGAAAACCGAAACAAGAAGAUGUUGAUCGAGUGACCGCAAAACAUGUGGAGAUGCAUGGUUUCCCGCAUGCUUACUUUGGACCCGCCGGUUCGAACAACGACAUCAACAUACUCGAUGAAUCUGACUUGUUCGACCAGCUCCUUGAAGAUAGAGUUCCUGUGGUCAACUUUACCGCUAAUGGCGGGCAGUUUACAAAAAGGUAUUAUCUAGCCGUCGGUAUUUAUCCUGAAUGGUCGACACUUUUGAACUACUUUAAGUGUCCCAUGGACCCCAAGACCACAAAGUUCAAGCGCUAUCAAGAAGCUGCAAGGAAAGACGUAGAGCGUGCAUUUGAGGUUCUUCAAGGUCGUUGGGAAAUCCUAUCUCAUGGAGCGCGUCCAUUGAGCAUCAACAAAAUUAAACAUACGAUGUACGCUUGUGUGAUUUUGCACAACAUGGUCGUUGAUUAUAACGGUCGUGUAAUUAGUCCGCUCGAAUUGGACUUAAUUCCACCCGAGAGGCUAGUUCGUACUUGGGACGAACGAGUUGGAACACAGUUACGUAUGAUGGGGGAGUUACGUGAUCGAGCGACUCACAACCGUCUUCAUGUUGCUCUAGUCGAACACAUUUGGAACUUGCCGGAACACCAUCGUCAAUGUUGA